AUGAUUCAAAACGUAACAGAUGGAAUAUCAAAUGCUCUGUCUACCUCUGAAAAGGUUCGUGGCUGGAAAUUGGUGCAAAAAACCAUUCCUCGAAUUAUCGAAUAUGGUCGAUCUGAGGGUAUUCUACAAGUCAAUGUGCAAUCGAAUGCAUUCAAUAUUACGGGAAUAGUAAUAGCAGCUCAAGAAGAAGCACAUACACAAAAGGAGCCAAAGUCUGGAGACAAGGUGAAUCUACCAACCAAUGACAUCACAACAAUGCACGAAGCCAUACCAUUUCUUCCAGUUCCAGUUGCGAUUACAUGCUUACUUUUCAAUAUUUUCAUUCCGGGAUCUGGCACAAUAAUAUCCGGAUUCUCUGCAUUAUGUAUGGGACAACCACGGAUAAAUAUGAAAGAAGGUCGAAAACUAAUAACUCUUGUUGUCAAUUUGCUCGUUGGAAUCUCCCAAUUUUUCACCAUUACCUUUCUGUUUGUUGGAUGGUUUUGGUCGAUUGCAUGGGGAGGGUUGUUAAUUAUUCAUUCUAUGCAAUACCGCGAAGCCCUUCAACAACGUCGCCAGGAAGCCGUUGCCACUGCGGCCAUUGAAGCGUUGACAAAAGAUUCGAUUCUACACAGAAGAGAUGUCAAGACACUUGUUAAAUCUCAUAAAAAAUCCAAAAAAUAA
Messenger RNA from Caenorhabditis briggsae, 663 nucleotides. Gene Ontology annotation, cellular component: sensory dendrite. Lineage: Eukaryota; Metazoa; Nematoda; Chromadorea; Rhabditida; Rhabditidae. Bases 1 to 663 code for a protein of 220 amino acids. The record is from RefSeq and is a predicted model, not a curated record. Gene Ontology annotation, biological process: sensory perception of mechanical stimulus; proprioception; taxis. The transcript is spliced from 5 exons.